Egretta garzetta (little egret) is the source of this 1773-nucleotide messenger RNA. RefSeq names its product keratin, type II cytoskeletal 6A. Gene Ontology annotation, biological process: intermediate filament organization; keratinization. NCBI's taxonomy places the organism in Eukaryota, Metazoa, Chordata, Aves, Pelecaniformes, Ardeidae. Gene Ontology annotation, molecular function: structural constituent of skin epidermis. The transcript has 9 exons. The record is from RefSeq and is a predicted model, not a curated record. Bases 1 to 1773 code for a protein of 590 amino acids. Gene Ontology annotation, cellular component: keratin filament.
AUGAGUCGGAUCUCUUACAGAUCAUCUACUGGAGGGACCAUGAGAGGCUUUAGCUCAGGCUCUGCUAUCGUAGGAGGUGGCAGUGGUCCCAGAAGCAGUUUUAGCUCCGUCUCUGUCUCCAGAGUUGGAGGAGGAAGAGCCGGAGGUGGAGAAGGCUUCAGAGCUGGUGGUGGCUUUGGCAGCCGAAGUCUCUAUAACCUAGGUGGAAGCAAAAGAAUUUCCUACAGCUCAGUUGGUGGUCUACGGAGUGGAGCCGGUGGUGGAUAUGGCUUUAGUGGAGGAGCUGGCUUUGGUCUUGGUGUAGCAGGAGCUGGUUUUGGCUUAGGAGGUGGUGGUGGCAGCUAUGGGCUGGGCAGUGGAUUUGGGAUGGGAGGUCCCGGAUUUGGUGGUCGAGGUGGCCCCGGUUUCCCUGUUAUCCCACCUGGUGGUAUCCACGAAGUGACCGUCAACCAGAGCCUCCUGGCACCCCUCAAGCUGGAUAUCGACCCGGAAAUCCAGAAGGUGCGAACACAGGAGCGGGAGCAGAUCAAGACCCUCAACAACAAAUUCGCCUCCUUCAUCGACAAGGUGCGCUUUUUGGAGCAGCAGAACAAAGUGCUGGAGACCAAGUGGAGCCUCCUCCAAGAGCAAGGUCACACAGUCACCAGGAAGUCCCUUGAGCCACUUUUUGAAGCCUACAUCAACAACCUCAGACGGCAGCUAGACAGUCUUAUCGGAGAGAGGGGAAGGUUGGACUCUGAACUGAGGAACAUGCAGGACAUGGUGGAAGACUUUAAGAACAAAUAUGAAGACGAGAUCAACCGGCGCACUGGUGCAGAGAACGAGUUCGUGGUCCUCAAGAAGGAUGUGGAUGGCGCUUAUAUGAACAAGGUCGAGCUGCAGGCCAAAGCAGAUGCACUGGCAGAUGAAAUUAACUUCCUGAGAGCUCUCUACGAAGCGGAAUUGUCCCAGAUGCAGCAGCAAGUAUCCGACACCUCCGUGGUCCUGUCCAUGGACAACAACCGUAACUUGGACCUCAACAGCAUCAUUGCAGAGGUCAAAGCGCAGUACGAGGACAUUGCCAACCGGAGCCGGGCCGAGGCUGAGGCUUGGUACCAAAACAAGUAUGAGGAACUGCAGGUCUCCGCCGGGCGGCAUGGUGAUGACCUUCGUAACACCAAAAUAGAAAUUUCGGAGAUCAACCGGAUGGUCCAGAGGCUGCGGAAUGAGAUCGAGAGCGUGAAGAAACAGUGUGCCAACCUCCAAGCAGCCAUCGCCGAGGCAGAGGAACGCGGGGAGAUGGCCCUCAAGGACGCCAAGGCAAAACUGUCUGAGCUGGAGGAUGCUCUGCAGAAGGCUAAGGCUGACCUGGCCCGGCAGCUCCGUGAGUACCAGGAGCUCAUGAACGGCAAGCUGGCCCUGGACAUCGAGAUUGCAACCUACAGGAAGCUGCUGGAGGGCGAGGAGAGCAGGCUUGCCGGAGAGGGUGUCGGAGCCGUGAGCGUCUCCGUGGUCAGCAGCUCAAGUGGGAUGGGCUACGGCGGCGGCAGCCUGGGCAUGGGCGGAGGUCUCGGCAUGGGCGGAGGUCUCAGCAUGGGAGGCGGCGGUGGCGGCGGCUACAGCAUGAGCAGCAGCGGCGGAUUUGGAGGAGGGAGCGGAGGGCUUGGCGGAGGGCUCAGCUAUGGUGGAGGCAGCACCUUCAGCUCCGGGAGCAGCCGAGGCAUCAGCUCCAGCACAGGAGGCAGCGUGAGGAUCGUUUCCAAGACCACCACUAGCAAAAAGACCGUCAGAUAA